AUCAAAUAUCAGACACAUCAGAGGCUGGUCAAAUCAUUCCUGACCUGUUGAGGACUGGAGCGGGAUGUCGUCUGCCGUUUUUCUCUUCCUGUUCUCCUUCGUGACUGGCUCUCUCGCAGCCUGUACGCGGGACAACCCGUACACUCGCAUCAACGGCAAGAGAUGCGCCGAUCUGGUGUCUGGCGAGAGGUCUUAUUGUUACGACUCCACGGUUGCUUCGACAUGUUGCAGCUCGUGUAAUCGGGCGAAAUCACUAGCCAAUCCUCGUUGUCCAUACGGCGAUAGAAUUAAGGGUUGCGAGCAACUGGAUCGCGAUGGAUGCAGCAUCCCCUCCAACAAUGAUAACUGCUGCAGAUGGUGUGCCAGUGUGCAGACAUACUGCGAGGACAGGACAGACAUCGUUUUCGACAACAACUACCGGUGUACGGAAUAUGUCCGAAUGAAGGGACGGGCAAAAUGCUACAGUACCCAGGUGAAGAACUACUGCUGCGCCACCUGUCAGACGUGGAAGAUCCAGACCGCGCCUGUCGGGUGCGAGUUCGGCGACAAGAGCCAGUACAAGUUCACGGAUUCGCGCACAGGGCGAAUUUACCAAUGUAGUGACUUGGUUUACGACUCCAGACUCAGAGCAGAUAAAUGCCAGGAUUCCAGGAUCAAGGCGGAUUGCUGUUAUACUUGCCAGUAUCACUAGUAUAGUUCCAUCACUGAUAUCAAGAAUUAAUAAUGACUAGUCUUUAUUAAUUCUUUCUAAACCAACUGACAACUAACGUGAGUUAAUUGUAAUCUAUACUCUCUAGAUACCAAAGUGAUUUAUCUAGGAAUACAGUUGAACUUCACUGAAAACUAAUGAUGUGUUGAUGAGUUCAAUGAAUCCUUCGAUUCCUUUGGUUUUCUUGGCGAACUAACUGACUCGAGUUAAACUUAUCUAGUAGUUCCUAUGAUUGUCGAAAAGCGUUUUAGUGCAAUAAAGGUGUAACAAUGUAA
Molecule: messenger RNA, 984 nt
Organism: Lineus longissimus
Lineage: Eukaryota; Metazoa; Nemertea; Pilidiophora; Heteronemertea; Lineidae
Exons: 5
Coding region: 65-691 (208 amino acids)
Source: RefSeq, a predicted model, not a curated record